AGAGAAGAGAGGUGACGGUGCUUCAGAAUUUAAACAGUCCUCAGAACAUCUACACACUCUUACUCAUCAAAAGCUCUGACAUGGCAGAGCAGCGAAAUCAGGUCUCAUCAUCCAUAUCCCAGAAGCCAUUGGGGUUUUCAUCCUCGGAGGCUGCAGUGACUGAGAUGGACCCGGUGGAAUACACCCUUCGCAAACGCCUGCCGAGAAAGCUGCCCAAGCGACGUAAUGACGUGUACAUCAACAUGAAGACCGACUUUAAGGCUCAGCUGGCCAGGUGUCAGAAGCUGCUGGACAGUGGUGCAGGUCACAGGGAGAUCUGCAUUCACGGCCUGGGACUAGCAAUCAAUCGAGCCAUCAACAUCGCUUUGCAGCUGCAGGCCUUUAGCCAGGGGGCACUGCAACUGUCAGCCAACACCUCCACUGUAGAGCUGGUAGAUGACUUGGAACCUGAGGACCCGGAUGAAGCAGGAGAGUCCCUGACACGCACACGCAACAACUCGGCCAUCCACAUCAAAGUGUUUUACCCCAGUGUGUGAAGAAAAAUCAGUCCCAAUUCCACUACAAAGAUUAAAAUAUCCUACUGUCCUUUGUCCACAUGGUACAUCUAUGAUACAAGGAUAAGCUGACUGGUGUUGGAUAAGUUGAAACAUGUUAAGUUGUGGUCACUUGUUUUGUUUUGAAAGCAAAUCAACAAUAAUUAAUGGAAUUUGCUGUAUGUGUUCAUUUGGAUGCGCUAAACCUUCCACAGCGAAAGUUGAGCAAACCCAGCUGUAUAUAGAUUAGUGGCCUUGAUGCAUUGAAUUUAUUCAGAUGGAUGCAGUCUGUCCAAACAAACAGCACAUACAGAAGCAAAUGUGCAAUGUGGUGGGAAAACGUUGGCUACUGAAUAAUAUUGCCCCAGAAAUAUUGUGUAAUGUUCAAUUUUUUUUAAUUUGAGCUGAAAAUGUAUUCCUGAGUUUCAUUGCUGAAUGGAAAUACAAUGAUGUAAUUAACACAUUUUGAACAGAUUAUUCUUAACAUUAUGACCUAACGAGACUUAAUUAUUUCAUUCAGCCAAUGAGGAGGCCGGACUGAAUGGUUCAAAUGUCAACCAGCUCGGACAGGUUUGCACGGAAAAAAACAGCCAAAUUAUUUAAAUUACUUAGUAAUUAGUCUCAAUCACUUCUUAAUUGGUAACCGCACCACAAUGGUGGACUACUUCCAUCUCAGAUCUAGCUUGGCCAGGCCCAUUUCUCACACAACUGAUAGAGUAAGCUUCUAUUGUGACCAUUACUUUACAGUGCCAACAGAUGACGUUGUGCUGAUAGAACUGUAUUAUAUGAAUGGUACUACUGCAUCUACACAGCUUGGUUGUUUACAGGUGAAAGUGGCAGAGAAAGUGUCAUUUAUUUUUGAUUAGAGUGCAAGUUGUCCACUCACUUUUUAGUUUGGAUAAAUUAUGGAAGAAUAAACAGCAAUUUGUCUGUAAAACAUGUAUAUAAAACACUUGUUUGUACUUCUGAGUUAUAUAUUUUAUUUGCUGUGCAUUUAUGUAUGUCACCAGCGUUCUGCAUAUUAGUGUGCAUGUUUUUGAUAUUGUUGUUGAAGACAUUUGUGUUGUAUAUUUGUGCAAACGUUAUUAAAUAUUACUAUUUGUUUGCGAGCUAUUUUUCUUCCCCUGCUGAUGUUUUUCUGGUUAGUGGUGUCUCGAUGGUUAAGGUGAUGGUUAAGUCUUACUCAUUUCCAUUUUCUGUAUUUAGCAGAUGCUUUUUUCCCAAAGCAACGUACAGUACUGUAACAGUAUAUUGUAUUAGUAAUUGAGGGUUAAGGGCCUUGCUCAAGGGCCCAACAGUGGCAACCUGGCAGUGGUGAGGCUUGAACCAGCGACUCUUUGAUUACUAGUCCAGUACUUUAACCGCUAGGCUACAACUGCUCUUUUACUUUUACUACUACCAAACAAGCAUCAACUGGCUUUUGAGCAAUUUAGCUGCCUUGAUUGCAUAUUGACUGCUGUUAACUGCUUUGGAUGAAACCUUGUUAGUAAGCCCAGGCGUCCACUUGAGGGCAGUGUAUACCAUUUUUUAUACCAUGUACUGUAUAUAAUUUUCUAGUCAUGUCUGACCUGUCUGGAGCUGUGAAGGCUAUUCUCACUGACCUUAGAUUUAAUGUUCUGUGAAGUUCACUGAUGUCCUUAAUUGUAUCACAUGUGAUCUGCAUGGUCACAAGACUUAAAAAUACAGUAAGCUUAAUUAAAAUUGCAUUGAAGCGUUACAUUUUUUAAUGUUGGCAUGAAAACGCGUUUUAACUUGACUAUGACUAUGAGUUUGUUUAUUAGGAUUUUAACGUCUUGCUGUGAGGCAACAGUGCUACCCACUUAGCCACCUUGCCGCCUAUGACCGAGUCCAUGGCUGUCAAGAAACUAAAACCAAACCCUAUUGGCUGAGUCCACAAUAAAGAUUAUGCACUUUUACAA
Molecule: messenger RNA, 2452 nt
Organism: Trichomycterus rosablanca
Lineage: Eukaryota; Metazoa; Chordata; Actinopteri; Siluriformes; Trichomycteridae
Gene: pop7
Product: POP7 homolog, ribonuclease P/MRP subunit
Exons: 2
Coding region: 81-536 (151 amino acids)
Biological process (GO): tRNA 5'-leader removal
Cellular component (GO): ribonuclease MRP complex; nucleolar ribonuclease P complex; nucleus
Molecular function (GO): nucleic acid binding
Source: RefSeq, a predicted model, not a curated record